UUUAAUUUAACUUUAGUUCUAUCGUAUUAAAAUUACAGUUCUCUUACUGUAUUCUGUUUGAUAAAAUUUCUUAAGAUGCAGUGUACUUAAAUGGGUCACAUUUACUCUGCAUAAAUAAAUAAACACGUUUGCUGCGGGUUACCGGGUGUCUGUGAGGUUAAGCUGAGACAGUCAGACGGGCGUAAGGAGUUUAUAAUAUUACGUUCACCAUAUGGACUGUCUUACAGGUCUGCAGGAGUCCAGAAGAUCACGAUGGAGGAGCACACGACAGCCAGCAGGAUGACUGUAGGAGCAGAAGGCGGGGCUGAUGUCACAAAGGGGGUGUGGCCUACACAGCCACGCCCUUUAUCACAUGACCGGGUCACGCUAGUAGUCGACGGGACUCAUUUUGUGGUGGAUCCCGCCGUUUUCACGACGUACCCGGAUACAGUGCUGGGAAGGAUGUUCGGUCGAGCGCGUCAGCACAGUAUCACGCGACCGAACGCUAAAGGCGAAUAUGAAAUCGCAGAGGGCAUCGGCGCCAGCAUCUUCAGGGUCAUACUGGACUUCUACCGCGUCGGGAUGAUGCACUGUCCCGAAGGCGUGUCUUUAGCGGAGCUGCGCGAAGCCUGCGAUUAUCUGUGUAUAAACUUCGACUACAGCACCGUCAGAUGCAGAGACCUCAGCGCUCUGCUGCACGAGCUGUCCAAUGACGGCGCUCGCCGGCAGUUCGAGGUGUUCCUGGAGGACCUGCUGGUGCCGGUGAUGGUGUGCAGCGCGCAGGAGGGCGAGCGAGAGUCCCACAUCGUGGUUCUGACGGAUUACGACACUGUGGACUGGGAUCUCGAUCACCCGCCGCCGAUGGGAGAGGAGAACUCACAGAUAAUCUACAGCGCCAAACUCUACCGCUUCUUCAAGUUCAUCGAGAACAGAGACGUGGCGAAGACUGUGCUGAAGGAGCGAGGCCUGAAGAACAUACGCAUCGGGAUCGAGGGUUACCCCACCUGUAAGGAGAAGGUGAAGCGGCGGCCCGGCGGGAAGAGCGAGGUGAUCUACCGGUUCGUGCAGCGCCCGUUCCUCGCGCUGUCCUGGGAGAAGGAGGAGGGCAAGAGCCGACACGUGGACUUCCAGUGUGUGCGCAGCCGCAGCGUCCCCAACCUCAUCACUGCCCUGGGGGAGGGGCCUAACCGAGCCACGCCCACUCCACAGGUCGACGAGUUAGAUCGGCUCAACGGCCCCGCCCCUCCUGCCCUCCACCAAUGACUGAUCAGGACCGAUUCAUAUUCAUUACGUCACUGUUAUUCACUCAUUCAUAUUGACUCGAGUCACAGAU
This is a messenger RNA of Rhinichthys klamathensis goyatoka, 1312 nucleotides long. It is a transcript of the gene kctd20, whose product is annotated as potassium channel tetramerization domain containing 20. The record is from RefSeq and is a predicted model, not a curated record. The coding region runs from base 253 to 1242 and encodes 329 amino acids. NCBI's taxonomy places the organism in Eukaryota, Metazoa, Chordata, Actinopteri, Cypriniformes, Leuciscidae. Gene Ontology annotation, molecular function: protein binding. Gene Ontology annotation, biological process: positive regulation of phosphorylation. Gene Ontology annotation, cellular component: cytoplasm. The transcript has 7 exons.